Messenger RNA from Coprinopsis cinerea okayama7#130, 1767 nucleotides. RefSeq lists its product as hypothetical. Gene Ontology annotation, cellular component: Dbf4-dependent protein kinase complex; nucleus. The transcript has 5 exons. The record is from RefSeq and is a predicted model, not a curated record. Lineage: Eukaryota; Fungi; Basidiomycota; Agaricomycetes; Agaricales; Psathyrellaceae. Gene Ontology annotation, biological process: positive regulation of nuclear cell cycle DNA replication; regulation of cell cycle phase transition. Gene Ontology annotation, molecular function: zinc ion binding; nucleic acid binding; protein serine/threonine kinase activator activity. Bases 1 to 1680 code for a protein of 559 amino acids.
AUGGCGACGACCAGCGAACGGAGGGCGUUGUCGACACGCUCGAUGCAGCCAACGAUUCUGCCCAAUAGGCCCAGGUUAUUGUUGCCCUCUUUCAAACGACCGCGCUCCCCCGAGCGGGACGACAGCAGGGCCGCCCAGAAGCGCGUUAAACCGACCUCGAGCAAUACAUCGACCCGCGAAUCGAAAAAGGACAGGCACGCCGAACGUGAGCAGCAACGACACGAGUUCAAGGAGAAGUACACAAGGGCGUUUCCCAAUUGGAGUUUCUAUGUCGAUUGUGAAAACAUCCAAGCAAAGCAGAGUAUCGUGGAUGAACUUAUUCUGCGGAUUGAGCAGCUAGGAGGGAAAGUGGAAGAUUUCUUUUCAAGAAGCGUUACACACCUGAUUACAGACAAACCUGUUCCACAGCUGGAGGAGACGAAGGAAAACCAUCCCAACCACAAGCAUUCGCCAUAUCCCAUCAAGAGCCCCGUGAAGCUGAAGUCACGGGUGGACAACAACGAGGUUGUGGCGAAAGCCGCCAGCUAUGGCAUCAAGAUCUGGAAUUCUACCAAACUGGAUAGUGUCUUGAUUCGGUGUUUGGAUGCAACGUCUGUCUUUGCUCAAGCACCUGCUAAACCCCAACCACCACCAACCCGACAGUUGGAGCGGCUCCUGACGAAAGAGAAGAUUCACGGACCUUCGGAUCGCGACCCUCUCCAGAGACGACACGACUAUCGUUACUUUGCCAAGGGCAGUUUCUUUGUUCUUGUGGAGGAUAUCUGGGAUCAAGUGGCUACGAUUGCGGUACAUGAGUAUCCACCAACCAAGGACCAGAAAGGCAAGGUACCAUGGCCGAUUCUGCAUUGUCACCCCCAGGCGCGGGGUCCGUUUAUCAGGUUUGAUGAGAAGGAGAAGGCGCGUUGGGAGCGAGCGCAGAAAGCAAAGAACAAGGCGGAGGCGGCGGAUCGAAAAGAGCAGGUUAUGCAACAGACGAGGAAGCAGGCUCAGCUUCACGUCAAAGCAAUGGGCGACCUGAGACGGUCGGUUUCGUUGAACAACCUACACAAGCGCAUGGUGGAACAGGGGAAGGAGAACCAAGAGGGUGAAUUGGACGGCGACGCGUUGGAAUCUGCGAACGCUUCCGGUUUCCUUGUGUCAGGCAAUGCUUCUGGCUACAUGGCUGCCUCUGGAAACAGUGUCACCAUCACUUCGACAACGGGGACGACGUCGACUGCGUCCGGCAGUCUGUUGCGCCAUGGCGCUCUUCCCUCUGCGAUGGAUGGAAUGUUGAAAAGACAAGUCCUGACGUCGCGCAAAGCGCUUGGCAAAGACAAGAAACUGGGAAAUAUGGAUCCUCCAUCAGUGAUUCCCAACCGGCAACCCCUCUUGCGAAAGAGCAAGAGUACGAAUACGCUCAAACUUCCGAAACGAGAGGAAGGAAGCAAACCUGGCUACUGCGAGAGUUGUCGACAGAAGUUCGAAGAUUUCAAAUCGCAUGUCACGUCUUCUAGGCAUCGACGGUUCGCUGAGAACGACAGCAACUUUGUGCAAUUGGAUACCAUUCUUGAUCGUAUUCAACGAAGACCUCUGUCGGAGAUGAAAGCGCAGGAAGCUCGGCAGGUAGUCGAGUGUGAGAAACGAUGUCGUCAAAAGAUGGCCCAGGAUGCUUCCCUCCCUCUCGAUUCGGAAACCCCUUGAUUCACCCACUUCGGAACGACACUUUCUUGUAUUACUAUGGACAAUGACAUCACGGGCAUUCAUCGGUCGAAGAGUGUUGAUCCGUUG